AUGGCAAAAGUUUACUGGCCCAUUCUGCUGUUGUGUGGAAAACUGAUCGUGUGCUCGAACCUUCAUCUUUCUCUGAAUGCUACGUAUCAGUGUCUCAUUUCAGAUUUGAAUAUGGAUUCUCCUCAGUCUGGCAGCCCACCUCAGGCAGACCCAUUACCUCUUUUUGCUCAAGGAAACAAGACAUCACAAGAGAGAGUGGCUGUUAAAGAUGCUCAGCUCUCCAAGCAUGAACGCAGUCACUCUGCUCAGAAGACCUUUCAGUGUCCUGACUGUCACAAAGCUUACAAGACUCCCACUGAGCUCCGCAACCACAGCCGCUCCCACACAGUGCAGCAGCAGGAGCAGGACCCUGAGCAGGGGUCAGUAUGUGGGAUUACUGCUGACACAAGCCUCCCUCAGCUCUCCUCUCACUGCGACGUCAACUUUGGGACAUGGGACCAAGUCCAGGUCACAGAGAACCUCCCCACAGUGGACUCGAGCUGCCUGUCUGUGGUCAAAGUGGAUGUACAUGUGUGUGAGACCUGUAGAGCAGAGUUCAUUCAACUCUCUGAUCUUCAGGAACACGAGAAGCAGCACCCUAAGCCCCGCCCCCACGUGUGUGACACCUGUGGAAAAGCAUUUCACAACAAAUCAGGGCUUCGCAAACAUCAGAAGAUUCACUCCAACAGCAAGCCCCACAGCUGCUCACUCUGCGGAAAGACAUUUCUGUUUGCUGCAUAUCUUCGCAAGCACCUACGGACUCACGCCGCCGCAGCCAGUGACCUGACCAUGUCCUCCAGCACGAUCGAAGCCAGCGCCAUCUCCCUGACGGAUCCUGUCUCUGCAUUCCAGAACAUGCCAGAAUACCUGGUCAAACAAGAGAACGUGUGA
Molecule: messenger RNA, 870 nt
Organism: Knipowitschia caucasica
Lineage: Eukaryota; Metazoa; Chordata; Actinopteri; Gobiiformes; Gobiidae
Source: the annotation of a GenBank genome assembly